This is a messenger RNA of Neurospora crassa OR74A, 2787 nucleotides long. RefSeq names its product isocitrate lyase (gene acu-3). The record is from RefSeq and is a predicted model, not a curated record. Lineage: Eukaryota; Fungi; Ascomycota; Sordariomycetes; Sordariales; Sordariaceae. Gene Ontology annotation, biological process: carboxylic acid metabolic process. The coding region runs from base 822 to 2468 and encodes 548 amino acids. The transcript is spliced from 3 exons. Gene Ontology annotation, molecular function: isocitrate lyase activity.
CCUACCUAUGUGCCUCGUCAAGGUACAACGUGUAGGUACAGCUAGUAGUCCCGAGGCGCAAAGAACUAAGGGUCAAGAACUAAGAACUGAGAAAUGGACCUCCCUCGGCUUAUACAUAGUGUAGUGUACUGUGCCACUCCUGGGCCCCCGUAUAUUCGCCCACAGUCUCGCGGAGCGGGCCCCACACGGACUCAAACUGAUGUUCGAGUCAGACACGUCCAGAGGUCCGAUCGCCAAUGACAUCCAGGCAUCCGAUUGACCGUCAAAAGCGAAGUCGAAACCCCGAAGAGUUACUCUUCUUGAGAUUGAUCGGGAGCGACCGGUCUAGCGGCUAUUUCCCCAUCUUCCCUUCCCCAAUGUUGCCAUGUCCCCGACAGCCUCCAUCCACCCAUGAUGGGGAGGAUGACCGGGGAAGAAGAUGAAGCCAGUCAGGGCACCCACGCUCCGGUUCCAGUCCGUGUCUCCGCCGAACCUUGCUUGGCCAUGACUGUGUUCCUGAUUCAUAUGUUUGGAGCUCCGUCUGCUUCUUCCUCGGUUCCUUUCUUAAGAAACUUGGUCCCCCUCCCAAUUCCUUUUCCUCUCUGAAUUUCUUUGUUCUUACUGUUCUGUAUCACAUCACCGACUCCGAGUUUCAAGUCAACACCGCCACCUUGAACUCCUACCCAUCCACACGACAUCAUCCUUUUACCGUCCUUGCUUUGAGUGCUAGGUACCACUAAAUACCCACGACAUCAACUACACACACUACAGUUGUGUUGCCUCACGUCUUAAUCCUUAUUAUAUAUACCCCUUGAUCGUUUUUCAUACCACACCUGCCCAUCAUGGCUGCCAACAACAUGGUCAACCCCGCCGUGGAUCCCGCUCUCGAGGACGAGCUUUUCGCCAAGGAGGUCGAGGAGGUCAAGAAGUGGUGGAGCGACUCACGCUGGAGGCAAACCAAGCGCCCUUUCACCGCUGAGCAGAUCGUCUCCAAGCGUGGAAACCUCAAGAUCGAGUACGCCAGCAAUGCGCAGGCCAAGAAGCUUUGGAAGAUCCUCGAGGACCGCUUCGCUAAGCGCGAUGCCUCUUACACAUACGGCUGCUUGGAGCCUACCAUGGUGACCCAGAUGGCCAAGUACCUCGAUACCGUCUACGUUUCCGGCUGGCAAUCAUCCUCGACCGCCUCCUCUUCUGACGAGCCCGGCCCGGAUCUUGCUGAUUACCCCUACACCACCGUCCCCAACAAGGUUGGCCACCUCUUCAUGGCCCAGCUCUUCCACGACCGCAAGCAGCGCCAGGAGCGCCUCUCCGUCCCCAAGGACCAGCGCGAGAAGCUCGCCAACAUCGACUACCUCCGCCCCAUCGUUGCCGAUGCUGACACCGGUCACGGUGGUCUGACCGCCGUCAUGAAGCUCACCAAGCUCUUCAUUGAGAAGGGUGCUGCCGGUAUUCACAUUGAGGACCAGGCCCCUGGUACCAAGAAGUGCGGCCACAUGGCCGGCAAGGUCCUCGUUCCCAUCCAGGAGCACAUCAACCGUCUCGUCGCCAUCCGUGCCCAGGCUGAUAUCAUGGGCUCCGACCUCCUCUGCAUUGCCCGUACCGAUGCCGAGGCCGCCACCCUCAUCACCACCACCAUCGACCCCCGCGACCACGCUUUUAUCCUCGGCUGCACCAACCCCGACCUCGAGCCCCUCGCCGACCUCAUGAUGAAGGCUGAAGCCGAGGGCAAGACCGGUGCCCAGCUCCAGGCCAUUGAGGACGACUGGCUCGCCAAGGCCGACCUUAAGCGCUUUGACGAGGCCGUCCUUGAUGUCAUCGCCAAGGGCAAGUUUUCAAACGCCAAGGACCUCGCUGCCAAGUACCAAGCCGCCGUCAAGGGCAAGCAGAUCUCCAACCGCGAGGCGCGCGCCAUUGCCCGCCAGCUGCUCGGCCAGGAGAUCUUCUUUGACUGGGAGUCCCCCCGUACGCGCGAGGGCUACUACCGCCUCAAGGGCGGCUGCGACUGCUCCAUCAACCGCGCCAUCUCCUACGCUCCCUACUGCGACGCCAUCUGGAUGGAGUCCAAGCUUCCCGACUACGCUCAGGCCGAGGAGUUCGCCAAGGGCGUCCACGCCGUCUGGCCCGAGCAGAAGCUCGCCUACAACCUUUCUCCCUCCUUCAACUGGAAGACCGCCAUGGGCCGCGACGACCAAGAGACGUACAUCCGCCGCCUCGCCAAGCUCGGCUACUGCUGGCAGUUCAUCACCCUCGCGGGCCUGCACACCACGGCGCUCAUCAGCGACCAGUUCGCCAAGGCGUACAGCAAGAUCGGCAUGCGCGCCUACGGCGAGCUCGUCCAGGAGCCCGAAAUUGACAACGGCGUCGAUGUCGUCAAGCACCAGAAGUGGUCGGGCGCCACGUACGUGGAUGAGCUGCAGAAGAUGGUCACCGGUGGUGUCAGCUCGACGGCGGCGAUGGGCAAGGGUGUCACUGAGGAUCAGUUCCACUAGAUGUGUGAUGCGAAUAGAGUGAUGGUUUCAUGAUUUUGGGAGUUUUCACAUUUCUGGAGUUUUCUUUUUUUGCUUUAUGGCGGUCUAUUAUUUUUUUCCCCUUUUCUUCUGGAUAUCAAACAGGACAUGACAGGACAUGACAAACGGAUCGCAUAUGGUUGGGGAGAUACAAAACUUUGUGCGCUGUAUCGUUUUUGGAUAGGGGUAUGCCCCGUGUGAUGACCUUGAUGGCGUUACGCUGAGGCUUUGUUUAUAGGUAUUGUUGUGAUUCCUGUUUGGCGAAAUCCAAAUCACUUUUGACCAAACUUUAUGCCUCUUG